GGCCGCGGCGUCCCGGGGCUGUGGCGUCCGUAGUGGAGGCGGGGACAGAAGUCUUCACACAUGGCCCCACUGCCGGGGGCAGAGCUGGUCCAGAGGCCACUGCAGCUCUACCGAUACUUGCUGCGCUGUUGCCAGCAGCUGCCGACCAAGGGCAUCCAGGAGCAUUACAAGCAUGCUAUCAGGCAGAGUUUCCGGGUUCAUUCGGAUGAAGACAACCCUGAGAGAAUCCAGCAGAUUAUUAAAAGAGCUAUUGAAGAUGCCGACUGGAUCAUGAACAAAUAUAAAAAGCAAAACUGAGAGACCAAGGCCCAGCGAAGAAGCUGUUCUAAAGCCUCUUGCAACUGAGAGACCUCUCUUCUGGAACCAGUCUGCAGCCUGUGUUCUGAAACAUUGACCAGCUUUGUAGGUUGGGACAACCAGCAAGCAGGUGUGACACGCUGGUGGUGUCCCCAGCUUCUCUCAGCGCAGCAAUGUUGCCAGCAUCCUUUAUGUUUGCUAUUCCAGCCAAUCAUGACGUGAGGUUUGGAGAGAACAUGAUUUUCUUCUGUUUCUUCUGUGUGUUUUUCAUCUUUGUCUUCCUGCUCUUCUACUUUUCUCUGAAAGUGAUUCAUUUGUUCUGGCGGUCACUCUACCAUUCUUGGAAUCCUAGAGUAGAUGUGCCCACACACAGCCGUCCGUGCAGUGGGAACAGGAUGGGUGUCAGUAUUGUCAGAACCAGACAGCUCUGGAUUUGAGUCCCAGCUCCGUGGCUUUAACAGCGAUGGCCGUCGGGCUCUGAGUCCUUCCCUGGGGGCACGAGGGCAGGAGAAGCUGAAGUGCCUCUCACAGAGGAUGGUCCAUGGUGGUGCCGCUAACGUCCCUCCCUGGAAGUCGUCCCAGCUGCUCCCUCUUCUACUGCCCUGGUGCUCUGGGCAUCUCCACUGUAACAUGUACUGUGUCAGGCCUUAGUAAUUUGUGAACUUGUCCUGUUCCUGCCUGUGGCCCCUCAGCCCUCAUAGGUGUUCCCUACCCAGCUGUCUAUACCCAGGGAAGUGGCAGGUGUGGCCCUGGCCUUCAAAAGUGUGCAGGAGGGCACCUGGCAUGGUAGCCUAGUGGCCAAAGUCCUUGUCUUACACGCACUGUGAUCCCAUAUGG
Messenger RNA from Ochotona curzoniae (black-lipped pika), 1134 nucleotides. RefSeq names its product LYR motif containing 9 (gene LYRM9). The record is from RefSeq and is a predicted model, not a curated record. NCBI's taxonomy places the organism in Eukaryota, Metazoa, Chordata, Mammalia, Lagomorpha, Ochotonidae. The transcript has 4 exons. The coding region runs from base 61 to 297 and encodes 78 amino acids.